Molecule: messenger RNA, 678 nt
Organism: Rotaria sp. Silwood1
Lineage: Eukaryota; Metazoa; Rotifera; Eurotatoria; Philodinida; Philodinidae
Source: the annotation of a GenBank genome assembly
AUGACAAGGCAGUCUUCUCAGUUUACAGAACAAUUGACAAAUAUCGAAUUUGUUCAUGUAGCUGAUUAUGAUGAUUACCGUCUUUAUAAAUUGAUACAUAAAUAUGGUUCUAUGUCAGUUCAAACAUUUACAGCCAACAAAUGGCUCGAAGAAUACUUGCAAAAGUCAUUUGAAACACCGAAUAGAUCUUAUCCUAACAUUGUUCAAUGGUGUGGCACAACAAUGCUAGCUUUUUUCAUUCAAAAUACUACUCUUUCUGUGAAAAACAUCAACGCUCUUAUUUUGGCUCGUUUAGAAGCAUAUGACAACUCAAAAUAUAUCUGUUAUAUCAGUGUUUUGAAAGAACAUCGUCAAAAAGGUCUUGGAACAAAAUUAUUAAAUGAACUUAUCAAAGACGCUAUUCGAGCAAAGAAUUCUCGAGUUUCAUUGCAUGUGAAUACAGAGAACAAAAGUGCCGUGUCACUCUAUUUUAAAUGUGGUAUGCGAUGUAUUGAGUACGUUCCUGGUUACUAUUUCGGUGACAAAACAUAUGCAACUCCAAAUGCUUUUAUAAUGACUUUACAAAUAAAAAAUGUUAAAAAUAAUACAACAGUCUGUCAAUCUACAACUGCGGUUGAAAUCACUGCACAAGAAGAAGCUUUUUAUAAACAAAAAUGUCCACAAGCAUUGAAUGGAUGA